This is a messenger RNA of Paramisgurnus dabryanus, 2864 nucleotides long. RefSeq names its product cerebellin-1-like. NCBI's taxonomy places the organism in Eukaryota, Metazoa, Chordata, Actinopteri, Cypriniformes, Cobitidae. Gene Ontology annotation, molecular function: protein binding. The record is from RefSeq and is a predicted model, not a curated record.
GGAUCAGAGAUUUAAAGUUAAAGUGUGAAGCAUUCACAGGAGUCAUCUGUAGUCAUCUAGCAAGCAAGAUGUUGGUGGUGUUACAACUGUUAUUACUGCUCUGUGUUGGCAGCUCAGUUUCACAAGAUUUAAUGACACCAACUGUAAACAUUAUUGCUGAGCUGGAGAAGCUGAAGAAGAUGGAGGAAAAGAUUCAGACAUUACAAGAAACAUUAGACAAAGUACUGGUUAAUAAUGAAGCUUUGAAAAGUUCAGUACAAGAUUCACAAAAUAAGCUUGAAUCUUUCCAGAAAGAGAAUGAAGCUUUGAAAAGUGUAGUACAAGAUUCACAAAAUAAGCUUGAAUCUUUCCAGAAAGAGAAUGAAGCCCGAAAGAUUGCUUUUUCAGCCGGACUUCUGGCAUCUGGAUCAGGACACACCGGGCCUUUAAAUGAUCAGAAAUCUCUGGUCUACAAGAAAGUGUUUAGUAACAUCGGAAAUGCCUAUGACUCGAAUACUGGUAUUUUCACAGCACCAGUAAAAGGAGUCUAUUACUUCAGAUUUUAUGCUCAUUCACACGCUGGAAUCAAAAUGGCAGUGACUCUGUAUAAAAAUGAUGCACCUCAAUGCUCUGUGUUUUCUUGGAAACCUGUCACCAAUGGUAAUGCCAGCAAUGGAGUCAUUCUUACCCUGGAACCUGGUGAUCAAGUUAAUACCAAACUAUGGGAUGGAACUUGGGUUUUUGAUGAUCAAAUGAGCUACACCAGCUUCAGUGGUUUUCUAAUUUUCCCCCUUGUAAAUAUGGAGCUUGUAUGAAUCAUUCCUGUGUAAGUCAACUGUAUCAUGACUUUAGGUGGUGUCCUCUGAAGUUCAAUAGUUUAUCAGUUGUCUUAAAAUUGCACCCCUGCACUGAAAAAAAUGAAACUUUGGAUCAUCUUAAAAAAAUUGCUGUAUACUAUGGAUCAACUUAAAGCUCUACUGUGUACUUUAUUGAGUUAAUUCUUAACAAAAACCCUUGUUUUCUUUCAAAAGUAUGUGCUCAUUCAUGUGUAAUUACUUCCACGCCACUAAUCAAAGUAUUCUCGUAAGUGUAGAAUCUGCUAUUUAAAAUGCAUAACGUCGAAGCGCUCUCUGGCUGAAUCCAUGUUGUGCCUCCAUCUUUGAAAUACAUUCGCCGUCGAGGGACAUUCCUGAAAUUCAAGCUCCGCCUUUCGCGCUUUCACUCUACACUCAUGCUGGCCGAUAGCUGAAGCCUCCGGAGGUUGCAUGUGUAGGCCUUAUACGUCAUCAAGACAGUCUUAUUUCAGAAUAUUAACAAUUAUAAAGCUGACAAUUAUUCUUAGUUAAUUGUAAAUUGAUGUAAUAUGCGUAUGACUUGUGAAUGUAAUGCUCAGUUGAUUUAAAUAAACCAGGCUUGAUGACGUAUCCAGCCUGUGACCUGCGUAGCUGAAUCCUUUGGAUUUUACAACAGCCGCACACCGUCAUGAACCUGCGAUCUAAUGCUUUGAUUUGAAAGCCUGUUGAAGACAUAUUCUCGAGGACAUUAAAACAAAUCGCCAAGGAAGGGAAACGGGGAUUUUAAACGACAACGUGACAGGAAAAACAUCAAGACCAAAGUCACUAUUGGAGUUAGUUUUCCAAGAUGGGGCUCAAGGGACACUGAAGUUGCACUUUCUAUAUUCUCCACAGGUAAUUCAGCAUAUUCGUUUACAUCUAUACAGUCCAUGUUGUAAACUUGAAGUUUUAUAGUUCCUUGGCUAACUUUAGCAUGAUUAUGCAUAACACUUGUUAGUGUAAACAUGCAUGUGGUUUAAUGUGUGCGAACUGCCACACGCCGUCUCUCCGCCCAUUUAUGUAAUCUGAGGUACUGAGAUAAAUGUUUUUCAUCUUUUCUGACCUCUAGCACAAACACACGGUGACAGCCCUAUUUUUAGCUUUUCAUUGAUAAAAGCGUCUGAUCUGCGCGUCUUUCGUUUCAUUUUACAAGCGUGUGAAAGUUGCGCGAUCUUUUUUCACCAAUAUGAGAGAAAGCUCUUACAUAUACACGGACAUGUAACGUUUACUUAAAACAUAAGCAUUGUACUUUGACAUAAUAUUAGUUCGCGUCCAUUUAAACCCGUCAUGGUUGCUUUUUGUAUGUGAUUUUAAGCGGACAUAUCAUGACAAUCAGACUUUUUUCAUGUUAAACAUAAAUCUGUGUGCUUUGAUGGAUCACAGGCAAAGGACAUUGCAAAUUGUUCAUUUUUUUCUCAUUGCUUUUGCUUUGUAGCUACUAGAAGCCAUGUUAACCUUGGCAUGACACGGCCGGGCCACCGUACGAGUUAAAACGCGUUCCGAAUGGGGGGGGGGGCGGGCUAGAAAGUAAUAUUCAGUUGCUUGUCAUAUAGACUUUCACCGCUAGAUGGGAGUAGAUCCUACACAGUGGAGCUUUAAAGAAAUUGCUGUAAUUUGUUACAGCUAACUUUAUUCGUUUUUCCCAAACUAUAUUUUUGAUUUGGUUAAAACUUUUUUAAUUUAAUAUCAAUCAAAAUAGUUCUUCAGCCCAAGAUAAAAAAAAAUACAUUGAAACAAAGCUAAUAUAUUGCUUUUCAUGGAGACCAAAUCAUUAUUUUUACUUUGGUAAAAAAAAGCCUGUCUCUAAUUUCUUAUAGACUGGCUCUUUUUCUGGAAAAAGUAAUAAUAUAAUGAUGAAGAAAGUCAUAAUAUUAAAUGCAAUAGAUAAAUGAAUACUGCCGUGUGUAAACAUGAAUCCAUCUUACACUUUUCAAAAGAGUCAAAAGCAGCAAUCUUUCACUUUUGCAACUCUAUCAGCAUCUCUGUUAAAAACUAAAAUUACAACUUGAAGAAUGGCUGUAAAUCUGGUUAAUAAAGUAAGUCACCACUGUG